Messenger RNA from Psylliodes chrysocephalus, 3140 nucleotides. The record is from the annotation of a GenBank genome assembly. Lineage: Eukaryota; Metazoa; Arthropoda; Insecta; Coleoptera; Chrysomelidae.
AAAAGGUUUAAAAAUUGUUAGAGAUAAAAUAGUAUUAUAAGACAAAUCUGGUACAUUACAAAAAUAUAUUCUGGCAACACUGCAUGACACAUGAUACAAAUGACACUGACACAUGUGUGUGUCAAGUGUGUCUUUUAAAAAAAGAAGGUUAACAUUUUUAACAUAUCGAGAAGAAAAUUAGGAAAUCUUGAAAAAUGUCAAAGAAACGAGGAAAUAAGAAAGGAAAAAACCUAGACGAAGAUUUUGAAGAAAAUGUCAGUAUUAUUAGUGAGAAAGAAAAGCAAACUUCUAAACCAACUAAAAAUAAGGCUUCUAAAAAAGGAAAGAAAGGAAAGGAUAACUCUAGCGAUGAUGAUGAUGUUGACCAAGGAAAAGAAAUUAUUGAAAGAAAUGAGCCAGCCGAGAGUAAACCUGCACCCAAAAAGAAAGUAAAAAAGGGAAAAUCUACUAAAAAUGAUGAUUGGUCAGAUAAGGACGAUAUGGAUGUUAAACUUUCAGAUAGUGAAACAGAAUCUAUACCGGUAGCAGUUGCAAAAAAAUCUGCAAAGAAGAAUAAGAAAAAGAAAGAUGAUUGGUCUGAUAAAGAAGAUGUAGAUAUUAAAUUAUCAGAUGAUGAGGAAGAGGAUAUACCAAAAGUAGUUAAAAAAUCUGCAAAAAAGAAUAAGAAAAAGAAAGAACAGUCUGAUGUGGAUGAACCUGAAGAAAAUGAAUCGGAUAUUGACGACGAACAGGCUCACAUAGUAAACAAAUUUGCUAAGAAAAAUGAGAAUAUAGAUCAGGACGACAGUGAUAAUGAAUCUCUAAAAAAAGAAAAUGAUGCCGAAAUUGAUGAAGAUAUUCCACUACCUGUCAAACCUAAACAUAAAAAGAAUAAAGUAGCACAAAAAGAACCAAUAGUGGAAGAGUCCAGUAAACCCACACAAAAUGGUAUUAAUAAUAAGGUAGAAAAGAAAGAUUCAAUUGAGGACAAAGAAGAUAGUGAUAUAGAAGAACUGUCAGAGAAAAUAAGCUCUACUCAAAUCAAUGAAGACAAACAAACAGACACUAAAGAAAAGAAACUGACACACAAAGAAAAGAAAAAAAUGAAAAAAAUUCAGCAAUAUGAACAACAAAUGGAAACCAUGCUGAAGAAAGGUGGCCAGGGACAUUCUGAUCUAGAUAGUAAUUUUACUGUAUCACAAGCUCAGAAAACUGCAGGUCAGUUGGCAGCUUUUGAGAACGCCGUCGAUAUUAAGGUUGAGAAUUUCAGCAUAUCUGCCAAAGGAAAUGAAUUGUUUGUUAAUGCCAAUUUAUUGAUUGCACAAGGCAGACAUUAUGGUUUGGUUGGACCCAAUGGUCAUGGUAAAACUACACUUCUACGACAUAUAGCUCAACGUGCUUUCGAUAUUCCUCCUAGCAUCGACAUCCUAUACUGCGAACAAGAAGUCGUCGCCGACGACAAUUCUGCAGUCGACACUGUAUUAGCUGCUGACGUAAAACGUACAGAAUUGCUCAAAGAAUGUAAAAAAUUGGAGGAAUCUGGUGACAUAGAAGUCCAGGAGAGAUUAAAUGAAGUAUAUGCUGAGAUGAAAGCUAUCGGGGCCGAUUCUGCUGAACCUAGAGCUAGAAGAAUUUUGGCUGGUUUAGGUUUUGAUAAAGAAAUGCAGGAUCGUGCCACUAAAAAUUUUUCAGGAGGUUGGCGUAUGCGUGUUUCUUUAGCUAGAGCUCUUUACAUUGAACCCACAUUAUUGCUCCUCGAUGAACCUACUAACCAUUUGGAUUUAAAUGCUGUUAUUUGGCUUGAUAACUACUUGCAAGGUUGGAAGAAAACUCUUCUAAUUGUUUCUCACGAUCAAUCCUUCUUGGACAAUGUAUGUAAUGAAAUUAUACAUUUGGACCAGAAAAAAUUGUACUACUACAAAGGGAAUUACUCAAUGUUUAAGAAAAUGCAUGUACAAAAGAGAAAAGAAAUGAUUAAAGAAUACGAGAAACAAGAAAAAAGAAUAAAAGAACUGAAAUCAUCAGGGUCUUCCAAAAAACAAGCCGAAAAGAAACAGAAAGAGGUUUUGACAAGGAAACAAGAGAAGAAUAGAUCAAAAAUACAGAAACAGGAAGAUGACCAAACUGCUACGGAAUUGCUUCAAAGGCCUAAAGAAUAUUUAGUAAAAUUCCGUUUCCCGGAGCCUCCCCCACUCCAACCACCAGUUUUAGGAUUGCACAAUGUACAUUUUGGCUGGCCAGGACAGAAACCACUUUUUGCAAAUACCGAUUUUGGUAUUGACAUGAAUAGCAGGGUUGCCAUAGUCGGACCCAAUGGUGUAGGAAAAUCAACGUUUUUGAAAUUGCUGACUGGGGAUUUAACUCCAUUGAAGGGAGAAAACAGGAAAAAUCAUCGAUUGCGAAUUGGGAGAUUUGAUCAACAUUCUGGUGAGCAUCUGACGGCAGAAGAAACCCCCUCUGAAUACCUGAUGCGACUUUUUGACCUUCCUUAUGAAAAAGCCAGAAAACAAUUAGGGACUUUUGGAUUAGCUAGUCAUGCUCACACAAUUAGAAUGAAGGAUCUUUCUGGAGGUCAAAAAGCACGUGUUGCUUUAGCGGAACUUUGUCUAAACGCACCAGAUGUGUUAAUUUUGGAUGAACCUACCAACAAUUUAGAUAUAGAAUCAAUUGACGCAUUAGCGGAAGCAAUUAAUGAAUAUACAGGCGGUGUCAUAAUUGUAUCUCACGACGAACGAUUAAUAAGAGAAACUGGCUGUGCACUUUAUGUAAUUGAAGAUAAAACUAUCAAUGAAGUAGAAGGUGAUUUCGAUGAUUACAGGAAAGAAUUGCUAGAAAGUUUAGGAGAAGUGAUCAACAGUCCCAGUAUAGCAGCAAACGCAGCAGUGGCUUAAAAUAAAUUAUCUAUUCAUUAAAAAAGGCUUUUAAUUCAAUAGAACGUCAAUAAUGGCAAAAGUCGAAUCAGAUUUAACAUCAAUAUUUAUUUUUGUUAUUUAUAAAAAAAUACUCUUAUUUGAAUUUAAAAGUCCUACAGAAGCCUUAUAUCAAUAAAUAAGCCUUAUUAAUUAUUCAUUAAAUGCAUAAUAAACAAUGUUUUUUAUUUAAAUUUUUAUGUUUAUAAUUAUUGUAUAUUAUGUAUUUUAUAAAUAAAUAUUUGACUAUUA